This is a messenger RNA of Cherax quadricarinatus, 3114 nucleotides long. Its product is annotated as NAD(P)H pyrophosphatase NUDT13, mitochondrial. Gene Ontology annotation, molecular function: metal ion binding; hydrolase activity. The record is from RefSeq and is a predicted model, not a curated record. Lineage: Eukaryota; Metazoa; Arthropoda; Malacostraca; Decapoda; Parastacidae.
UGGUGCACAUGUGAUGGAAAGUGCUCGUGUAUUUUGCGUGAAUGAACCAACCAUCUGCACAAUUGCAAACAGUGACAAAAAAUAAGGGCUUGUGCCUUAUAUAAUACAUAUUGCCACUUGUUCAAAAGACUACCAAAGAGGUCACUACAGCUAAAUAAGAUGGAAAAGUUACUAAACUUGUGGAAUGAGUAAAGAAGGAAAAAAGGGCCCCAUGUAGUGCACAGAUAAUAAAGCACACAGACAUAUCAUACUUUCAAACUGUGUUUAAGAAGGAGGGAAAGUCAUCAUGGCAUAUAUUUAGUGCUGAGGGUUUGAACUUUAUAAAAGUGCAUUUGUCUCCACAACAAAGAUUUUCUGGUGGGGUCUAUAAAGUACAGAGAUACAUUAUGGAGCACUUGAGCACUGCAAGUGAGCUGUCAACUCCUGACAAUUCUACUUCCACAUCAAUGCAAUUAUUAUAAUCAUAACCAAACACUAAACCCAUGAGGGUCAUACAGUGCUGCAACAUAUCAGUACAAGAACCACAGCCACAGCCACCCACUUCAGCCCAUUUGGCCUACAUCAACUUUUCCACCCUUCCAUUUCAAGAAGUACUGCGAGAAUGCAAGGUUGGAGCACUACCAACAACUACUCAGGAUAAGCUAGAAACCAUAACCGGUGCCACAUUCACUGAUUUACGGCUUGCUCUCUUUAUGGUCAGUUGGAGGGAUGCUCAUACACUCUCUCGGGCAAACAGUGUUCUCUUGUGGAAUAGAAAUAAUGCAUUUUGUGGAAAGUGUGGGUCCCCAACUGAAAGAAAUGCUGCAGGUCACUUACGCAGAUGCAGUAGCUGCAACAUGACUCACUACCCAAGUGCCAUCCCAGUAGGCAUUGUCCUCGUUACAGAUCCAAGUCACCAAAAUAUUGUUCUUGUAAGGCAGCCUCGUCAACCUCCGGGCAUGUAUUCCUGUAUUGCAGGCUUCUCAGAUGUUGGUGAGAGUUUGGAAGAUACAGUGCACAGAGAAGUGGCAGAAGAAGUAGGAAUAGAAGUAUCAUCUGUAAGAUAUGUUGCAUCCCAGCACUGGCCCUUUCCAGGAUCUCUGAUGGCAGGAUGCUUUGCAGUUGCAGAAAAACAAGAGCUGGCCAUAGACGAGAAUGAACUGCAAGAUGCCCGUUGGUUUUCUCGAGAUGAAAUCAGCACAGCUGUAGACAGAAUCAAUGCAAACCCUUAUUUAAGGCUUCGUGGAAAUCCCUCUGGGGUAUUAUUUAUUCCUCCACCAGGAGCUAUAGCAUAUCAUCUUAUAUCUCACUGGGUUAAAGGCACUCCUGUGCAAGAGAUACAUCAGCAUAUUUAUUAAAUAUUCCUUUACAAACAGAUACAUUAAGAAUUUACCUACAUCUGACUGAUUACAUAUGUUAAUAUACUAUUGUGCUUAAUAUUUAAAUUAAAAUUACAAAUUCGAAAUUAGAUAAAUUGCUAUUUUAAUACUGUAAUAGUACUGGGUAUUAUGUAACCUUUCAAGGCAGGUGAAAUUGCUGACCUAGAAAAUGUACAGAGAACCUUCACGGCGCGCAUAACGGAGAUAAAACACCUCAAUUACUGGGAGCGCUUGAGGUUCCUGAACCUGUAUUCCCUGGAAUGCAGGCGGGAGAGAUACAUGAUUAUAUACACCUGGAAAAUCCUAGAGGGACUAGUACCGAACUUGCACACGAAAAUCACUCACUACGAAAGCAAAAGACUUGGCAGACGAUGCAACAUCCCCCCAAUGAAAAGCAGGGGUGUCACUAGCACGUUAAGAGACCAUACAAUAAGUGUCAGGGGCCCGAGACUGUUCAGCUGCCUCCCAGCAUACAUAAGGGGGAUUACCAACAGACCCCUGGCAGUCUUCAAGCUGGCACUGGACAAGCACCUAAAGUCGGUUCCUGAUCAGCCGGGCUGUGGCUCGUACGUUGGUUUGCGUGCAGCCAGCAGUAACAACCUGGUUGAUCAGGCUCUGAUCCACCAGGAGGCCUGGUCACAGACCGGGCCGCGGGGGCGUUGACCCCCGGAACUCUCUCCAGGUAAACAGCUAAAAAAUGUAAUUUACAUUAAAAAAUUCUAUUAUGAUGAAAUACUGUAUGCUAGGGCAGCACUUCAUAUUAAAAUUUUAUACUGUUUUAUAAGCUGCAGGACCCUUGUUGGUUUAGUGCUUUAUUUGAUUAAUAUACUGUUUUAUGAUUAAUUAAACAACUUUUAUAUAAUAGAUCUGCAACUACAAAUUAUUAUACUGAAAAAAGAAGUGCUAGACCCAGUAAGAUCAUACAGUGCUGCGUGUAAUUGCAAAUUUCCAAAAAUACUAUACUCUAAAGGCCUGCAUCAUUACAGAUGCUUGUGUCCACGUAUCGAAGGUUGACUAAUUGUAACUGAUUCUCUAUCAUUUAUAAAUGCUCUAAACUCUUAAGUAUAAAUUGUGGCAAGCUUGUGGACAGUGGAGUCAUGAGUGCACCGCCUGUGGAUUCCAUCUCGCAAUUAUUGUUAUAAUCAAUGGUCUUCAGAUGCAUGAUAAACUGAUUACAAUCUUGGCUUGGCAGUUUGAAAACAAUAAUACUGAAAGAACUUCAACUGAACUUUGACUUAAGACUCAGGAAGGCUGACACCAGUCAGUUCAUCUAUCAAGCAGGAGAAGCCACAUGUCUAUGGUGCAUCCAACAAAAUAAACACUCUUGCCCAGCUCUGGCUGGGUUACAAGUAUCUUUUGGAGGUUAAAUCACCACCAGAUAUAGACCAAAUGAAAUGUAAACUUUGCCAGAUGGACUAUUGUCACACCUUGUGUCAUUAUGUACUGGAAUGCAAUAAAAUUAAUGAAUUCAGAGCAACUAACUCAGAAGUGUUUAAGAUAUGUCAGUAUUUUGUCCACAGUGGUACGUAUAUUACAAACCAUUCUGACUGUGCUCACUGUAAAUAAAGCUAAUAUUUGCAUUAAUAACUAACUGCAAUUGUAAUCAGGUAUAGAUGUGUGAAUGGUUCAUUACUUUUGUAACUUGAGUUAUCAAAGCUUUGCAGUGCAAUCCCUGGACUCAUUCUAUACCUUUGUAAUCUUUUUGCCUACUGCCCACAGGAUGGGUAUGGAGUGCAUAAUAAAGAUAUUAAACUUU